AUGUAUAGUGUUUCAAAAAAUAAACUUUUUUGUUUUCCGUGCAUUUUAUUUUGUACCACAAAUUGUGCUUUUGUUUCUGGUUUUGACGAUGGGCAACAUUUGAACCCUCGUUUGCCUGAUCAUGAAAUUGACUUACUGUAUAAACAGAACUGUAUCAAAUGGAAAGAACUAGAAAAAAGAUUACUUGAUGAUAAACCUAUUGACUUUGAAGUACAAAAAAUGUUCAAAAAUGAAAAAGAAAAAUGGCGUUACAUUUUAAAAAUAAUCGUAGAUAUUAUGUUUUGCGGUAGAAAUAAUCUUGCUCUUAGAGGUCAUUCAGAAAAGAUUUUAGACUCGAAAAAAAGAAUAUUUCUUGAUCUUAUUGAACUUAUUAGUCAUUAUAACCCGAAUUUAAAAGAACAUUUAAUAGCGCUUAAUGAGGGAAAAUCUAAAAUUAGUUAUUUCUCACCAACCAUACAAAAUGAAUUUAUUGAGUUAAUGGGAAAAACUGUUAAAACUAAAAUUCUAGAAAUUAUUGAAAAAAGUAAAUAUUAUGCAAUAUUAUUUGAUAGCACUCCUGAUUUUUCACACAAAGAACAGUUAUCACAAAUUAUAAGAUACGUACAAAUUUCAAAUAAUGAAGUCACGGUUGAAGAAAGGUUUAUCGAUUUUAUAGAAACAAAAGAAAAUACUGGAACUGGUCUGGCUUCCGAUAUUGUUGAUAAAUUACAAGUUGAUAUCUUAAAUAUCAAUAAUUUCCGAGGACAGAGUUUUGAUAAUGGGACAAAUAUGGCAGGGAAAAUUAAAGGAGUUCAGGCAAAAAUUACUAAACUAAAUAAAUUAGCAUUUUUUAUACCUUGUACAGCGCAUAGUUUAAACCUUGUUGGCGUUCAUGCUGCCGAAACAUCACCUGCUAUGGGUAUAUAUGCUAUAUAA
Molecule: messenger RNA, 915 nt
Organism: Macrosiphum euphorbiae (potato aphid)
Lineage: Eukaryota; Metazoa; Arthropoda; Insecta; Hemiptera; Aphididae
Source: the annotation of a GenBank genome assembly